AUGCUGAAAAUUUGCAGUUUCAAAUCACCACCGUUGAUUGUGAUGAGCACGGAUGGAUUUCGAGCCAGUUACUUACGCAAGAACAUAACGCCAGCAAUUGAAAGACUUAUUGACUGCGGUACUCACAGUAAAUUUAUGUUACCGUCAUUUCCAUCUAAAACUUUCCCGAAUCAUUACGCAAUUGCGACGGGUUUAUAUCCAGCUUGGAAUGGCAUAGUGGAUAACCAUUUCUAUGAUGCGGAUUUACCAAGGCAAUACUUUUCACCAUCAGUACAUGACCAAGGAUGGUAUCUGGGUGAACCGAUAUGGAACACAGUACAGAAAUACAAUAUGAAGUCGGCAGUUUACUUUUGGCCAGGAGGUGAAUCACCGGUUAAUGGUAAUAACUGCGGCACAAAACCAACGAUAGCUAUGCCCUACGACUCGAAGGUUCCAUUCACACAACGCAUUGAUAAGGUGAUCGAAUGGCUGAACUUAGCAGAUGAUCAAAGACCGUCGUUGAUCCAGGUGUAUAUCGAGCAACCGGAUGCAGCGGGACAUAUCGGUGGGCCUGACUCGGAAGUGGUGAAAACGGCAAUGAUAACUGCAGAUGCGGUGGUGGGAUAUCUCACAAAUCGACUUCUCCAUGAGGGCCUUAUGGGAUGUGUGAAUUUGAUUCUUGUAUCAGAUCAUGGUUUGUUUACUGUUACAACAUGA
Anisakis simplex (herring worm) is the source of this 696-nucleotide messenger RNA. The record is from the annotation of a GenBank genome assembly. Lineage: Eukaryota; Metazoa; Nematoda; Chromadorea; Rhabditida; Anisakidae.